Messenger RNA from Chenopodium quinoa (quinoa), 5621 nucleotides. RefSeq names its product putative disease resistance RPP13-like protein 1. Bases 579 to 3221 code for a protein of 880 amino acids. Gene Ontology annotation, biological process: defense response to other organism. Gene Ontology annotation, molecular function: ADP binding. The record is from RefSeq and is a predicted model, not a curated record. The transcript has 4 exons. NCBI's taxonomy places the organism in Eukaryota, Viridiplantae, Streptophyta, Magnoliopsida, Caryophyllales, Amaranthaceae.
UUAUUGUAAGCAUAAAUAAAACUAGUGAAACUAAAAAUUAGGGGCUUACCAUCAACCAAAAGGUUGGUGGUAGCCCCUUGAAAAAUUUAGGGUUGUUUUUUUAGGUUUUUGAGGGGGAACAGAGAGAAGAGAGAAAAAAGGGUAGAUGAAUAGAACAUAGACUUAUUAGACUUAUUUACCCUUUUGUUAGUAUAUUAUGCAAGUAUAUUUUUAGAUUUCUUCAGAUAAAUUAGAUUAAUUUUUUUUUUUUGAAAGAUAAAUUAGAUUAAUUUUCAUAACUUUGAAUACGACUAUACGAUAUUUUCUUUGUAAAAUAAAUAAACAAAAUAAUGUUUGAACAGUAAAAAAAAAAAACUGAAAAAGAAGGCCUUUCAAGAAAAGUAUGGAGUGUUUUGUCAAAAAAAAAAAAAAAAAAAAGAAGAAAGAAAGUUAUGGAUUGCAAUAAUUCAUUUUCCCAAACUUGUUAUCGUUAAAACCCCAGACUAAGAUAAACCAGUCUUUUCAUUCACAAUCACUAGUUUUUGCUAAAUCAUAAAUUUAAAAAAUAAAAUAAAAUUGCAAGUAGUAGCUGAUCAAGGAUGGCAGUAGGCGAGACAAUUCUUUCAGCGUUUCUGGAGGUGUUAUUUGAGCAGAUGCUGUCAAGUGGAGGGAGGCAGUUCUUGAAGUUGAUUGGCGGAGUUGAUCUGCCGAAAACAAUAAAGAAAUGGAAGAUACAAUUUACCAGGUUGGAAGCUCUCUUGGAUGAUGCUGAGUUGCAGCAGUUUCACAGUAAACCUGUCAAGUUGUGGCUGAAUGAUCUCCAAGAUUUAGCUUACGACAUUGAGGAUCUCUUGGAUCAUUUUGCCACCGAAGCUUUAGGUUACCAGUUGAAAAAGGCGGAAGAAGAUGAAGCUUAUGCAGUAAUUGAUCACUCAAACGCUGGGAUUCUAGACAGAAUGGCGCAAACCAUUUGUGUAAGUGGUUCAAGAGCUGCAGAUAGUCUCUCCACCUUUCUCAAACCUGUUGAUCAACGCAUUCAAGACAAGAUUGAUGACAUUACAGAGCGCUUGCAAGAUAUUCAGGACCAGACACAGAGUUUGAGUCUGACUGCGGCACACAUGAUGCAGCAGCAGACUCUCCAAACAGAAACUCUUCGAAGCCAGAGAGAAUCCACUUCUUUGGUUGGCCAGGUUUUUGGAAGGGAUGACAUGAAAGAAGAGAUAAUUACAAUGCUACUGAAAGAUGAUCAGAAUGCUGUAGGUUAUGUUGUGAUUCCUAUUGUUGGAACGGGUGGCAUUGGAAAGACGACCCUUGCUCAGUAUGUAUACAACGAUGAACAGAUGUAUGUAUACAGAGGUGAGCAACUCUAUGCUCACAAUGGUGAGCAGCAGAAGUCUAAUUUUGAUAGCAAGGCAUGGGUGUGCGUCUCAGAUGUGUUCGAUGUCAAACGAGUCACAAUAGAUAUAAUUAACUCGGCCACCCGCAGCAAUGAUUUCAACUGUAGCAACUUGGAUCAGGCACAAUUGAAAUUGCAGGAAGUGCUAAAAGGCAAAAAAUUCUUUAUUGUUCUUGAUGAUAUCUGGAGUGAGGAAUAUGGUGAUUGGGACAAGCUGCAGGAACCUUUCCGACACGGUGCAAAAGGAAGCAGAGUGAUACUGACAACCAGAACUAAGAGUAUUGCAAUGAUGAUGGUUACUAAUCCAACUCAACGCGAUAUCAUCAAGUUAGAAAGGUUGUCAAACGUUGACAGUUGGCUUAUAUUUCAGCAGCAUGCAAAUGAAGAUUCUGAUCUUGCUGAGAUGCGAGAUAAUAUUGUAGAAAAGAUCAAUGGAUUGGCUUUGGCCGCUAAAGCUUUAGGAGGUCUCCUUAAAAGUAUUCCAGACAAGAGCCAACGCCGAAAGAUACUAGAGAGCAAUAUUUGGGCUGAGAAGAGCAGUGUUUUACCAGUUCUAAGGCUAAGUUACCAUCAUAUGCCUUCUCAUUUGAAGCGUGUAUUUGCUUACUGUUCAGUAUUUCCAAAAGACUACGUGUUCGAGGAGACGGAACUUGUCUUACUAUGGAUGGCUCAAGGCUUCCUACCAGAAACCCAAAAUGAAAGAAUGGAAGAUAUGGGCCACAAGUACUUCAAUGAUCUUGUAUCAAGGUCAUUAUUUGAAAAACCCCCAUCUUCAGUUAAAGACGAUACGUUCAUCAUGCAUGACCUCAUCCAUGAUGUGGCUCAAUUGGCUGCAGGUGAUGUCUGUUAUAUAAUGGAUUCCAAGAGAGAUGAUCUUGAAAGAGUUCGCCAUUUAUUUGUCAAUCGUCAUGUUCAUACAUUGGGAGAUGAUCUUGAAAGAGUUCCUCAGCUGCGAUCAUUUCUAUGCCGCAACAAUUAUUUGAGAGUUGAUAAUUUGGACACCAUCCAAAGUAUGCAUUACAUACGAGCUCUAUACCUAGCUUCAAAUAUAAUUAAAGUUGUCCCAGAAUAUAUUGGUGAUUUAAAACACUUGUGUUAUCUUAUUCUCAAUUUCAGAAACAUACAAGUGUUGCCACAUUCAAUCAACAAUCUCUGGAAUCUUCAAACACUGGGCUUGAACUUCUGUCUCAACCUUGAGAAGGUUCCAUAUAUCGGAUCGCUGGAGAAACUUCGCCACAUAUAUUCUCCACUACGUCCAACUAAGGAUAUGCCGCUUGGAAUUGGGAGAUUAACAAACUUGCAAACUUUGGGUGAAUUUGUGUUGGCACCCGGAGGUGGGUCUAGGGUAAGGGAGUUGGGGAUGUUGAAUCAUCUCCGUGGAAGUUUAUGCUUACUUGGGCUAGAAAAUGUGACAGAGGUUGCAGAUGCAGAGGAAGCCCAAUUGCAUAAAAAAGAGGGUUUAGAUGAGUUGUAUAUGAACUGGGGAACUUGUGUAGAUGAGGUUGGUGACAUGACUAAGAGAGAUGUGAUUGAGAAGUUGCAGCCUCACACUUCCAUCAAAAAAUGUAAGUUGGAGGGGUACAUGGGCACGACAUUACCAAGUUGGCUGGGAGAUACCUCUUUCAGUAACAUGGUGGACAUAACGUUGUGGGAGUGUCAGAAAUGUGAAUGCUUGCCUCCACUGGGGCAGCUACCCUCGUUGAAGGGUUUUUGGAUUCAAGAUAUGGAUGGUAUUAAGGAGGUGGGUCUUGAAUUUUAUGGGCAUUGCUCAAAUCCUUUUCCAUCUUUGAAGACUAUCUUUUUAUGGUGUGAUAUCCUGGGAGAAGUGGGUGCACCCACCAGUUGACAAUAAGGCAUUCCCCAUCCUUGAAGAGCUUCAUAUUAAUGAAUGUCCGUCAUUGCAAGGCAAUCUACCUCCUCAUUUGCCUUCUCUUAGAGAAUUGGAAAUCAUUGAAUGCAGGCAACUACAAAACUUGGAAUUGAAGAGUUCUUCCUCAACUUGUCUUGAAAAACUCCAUGUUGAAGGAUGUGACUCUAUCGUCUUUACUUGUGAACAACAAAGCCUGCUUCUCCCAGCUUUAAAAUAUCUUCGCUUUGUUGAUUGCAAGAAUAUGGAAAGGCUUCCGGCUCAAUUGUACAAUUUCACCUCCCUCCAACGAUUAGAUAUUGAAGAAUGCCCUAAAAUACACUGCUUAGCAAUUUCACCUCACUCUGUAGACUCAGUAGAGUGUAUACCGUGCCCAUAUCUUUCUCUUCCCUCUUCCUUGUCUCAAUUAUAUAUCCAGGGUCUCCAAAACUUGAGAACCAUAUUCUUCCUUAGCAAUUUUACCUCACUUGUAGAAUUAUCAAUUGAAGAUUGCCCUAAAUUUGAAUCCUUUGGUGACAAUGGCUAUCCUCCACGCCUCUGUGUCAUUUCUAUCAAACAGUGUAAUAUAAUAGAACAAAAGUUGAGAAGUGAUCCCAAUGGCAUUAUAGAAACAGAGAAUGGAAAAUUCUCGCUACCUUAGUCUAAAAGUCAACCAAGCUCAGCCCAUCCAAGAACAUGACCUUCAAGUGCAAUUGUUUGCUCAUAUGGCGCUAAGGACUCAAAGAAACUGUGAAGCCUAGCAGCAUUAGUAACAUCAUGUCUGCCAGAUUAAGGGUGGGUCGGAGGCGUCUGGCAUGGGCCAUCUGACGGCGUUUGGCGUGGCUUUUCCGGUGGCAUGCAGUGGAGUCGCUGGGUCAGGAGUCGUUCAGUCAUGGUGGAGAAGCAGGGGAUGGAAUGUCUCUCUGUUUUUUUUUUCUUCUUUUUUUUUGCAAUUCGAGUGACUGCCUGGUGUUAUUUGGGAACUAAAUUGGGGAAAAUUUAGUGACUGCUUCAUCUGUCACUAAAUAGUGACGAAUUUCAAAAACCGUCACUAAAUAGUGACAGUUUUCAUAAACCAUCACUAAAUCUUGAUUUUAGAGACGAAAUUUUUGGCAGUCACUAAAAUCGCGUUUUCUUGUAGUGAGCAGGACCGUCUCAGUACCAUCACUAGUGGAAAAAACGUCAUUUGCAGCACACUAUUUACAGCAAAACCUAUGUAUAGAAUGUUGCAAUUAGUAGUUAUUCAAGGUGGGUCAACCCUUUACUGAAUUAAUAGCAGCGUAAAAAAUAGGGAAAUUUUUUAAGUGAAUUAUUUGCACUUCUCCCAAGUGAAGCACAUUAUUGCAGCGUUCCCUACUUCUGAACGUUGCGAAAAACUUAUUUGCAAUGUUUCCCAUAUAGAGCGCUGCUGCAAAUAAUAUUUUACAAAAAUAGUAAAUUAAUAUAUAAACUUUUAUUCAUUCCUUUAUUUCAUUUUUAGAACACAUGACUGCAUCUUUUCUGCCCCCUUGCAGAAAACCCUUACCCUAGAAAAACCCAGAGAGUAAAGGAGAAAGAGAAAAUGAAACAUAACCCCAGAGUGUUCAGCUCUUGUUGAAAAUGUCGUAAGGCUCACUUCACCACGCCGUCGAGCGUUCACCGUGUGAUUAUGAGUGCUCCACUCUUCGGCAACCUCUGAAGCAAGUACAACGUUCGAUCAAUGCUCGUGCACAAAGCCAACAAGGUACAGGUUGAUCAUGGUACCUCAUAGUUGGAAGUGCUUCUUGGGAGCUCGGUAUCCAUGUAUUUCUUGCUUUCUCUUUCUAGAUCUAUCAUUUUUUCUUUCAUUUCUGCAAUUUCAUGUUGUUUUUGUGAGAAAUUUGAUGUAAACCCUAAAAUUCUCGAUUAUUAUUGAUUGUAAUAGUUGAACAUAGGGUUUUUGUAAAUUAUCUGGUUGUAGAUUAGGUAUUGUUUUGGGUAAAAAAUACCCAGGACACGUGGUCCAAUCAUAAGAUGACAUGUGUCACCCUAGGAAAGGUUCAACAUGAACCAACCCUUAGCUGACACGUGGCACUCCCAAUCGAUGAGGAAAAAGACGGCCUUCAGGGCCCCAUUCUCGAGGAAAACCUUAAAACGGCGCAGCCCAUUAGUUAUAGGUUUCCGUAACCUAGGACGGGGGCAAAAAUCCCAAUGACCCUAUAAAUAGGGAGAUUUACUCCACUUUGAAACAUUCAAUAGUUGAAAACACUUAAUUCUCUCGAAAAUAGAGAAAAACACCUGAUCUUAGAAUCCGAGAAGAUCCCACUUUACUUUCCGCACUUUUUUACAUUCUCAGUACACCUUCUAACUUGAUCGCCGGAGGCGGAACUCCACCCAAUCGGAGUCUCCGUUGUUUUGCAGGUACAGGCGCAAAGAGUCUAG